AUGCAACAACCGAAUUUUCAACAAGCUCAACAAAAACUCAAAGACGUGACGACAACCGUCGUCGAUAAUUUAUCAAUAUCGAAUAACAUCACAAUCACACCUGUUAAUUCCAAACACCUCAUUACAAAUAAUAAUAAUAAUAAUAUUAAUAUUAAUAAUAAUAAUAAUAACAACAACAAUAACAACAACAACAACAACCUACGAAAGGUUCGUUGUUUAGCUUUUAUUGAAAAUAGUUCGGGUGAUAUAGCGAGUCCUGGAAGCGUACCGGAAGCUAGAUCGCCAUCGGGUGGUGCCAGCGACGGAUUUACACUAACGGAUGUUAACAGAGACGUGCCAUCUUUUAAAACUUUCAAUUCGUACAAAGAGGAUUCGAAGGAUAGUUUUAGAAAGGACAAUCAUUCGUCGGAUGCUGUUCAGAGAGAUAAAUUCGGAUUCCGCGAUGGCGGGUCUUACCACUCCGACAAUAAUUUUAUAAUAGAUAAUAAAAAUUCAAUGAGAAAUAAAACAUCGCCGCCGACGACGAAAAGGUUCGACAUGACGCCGAAAUCUCUGUAUCCGGUACUGCCGAACAAUAUAUGCCACUAUAACGAUGAGGAAGUGAGAAAGUAUCAGGAGAAAAGCGAAAAACUCAACGAGUACGGUUAUAACAAAUUCAAUUCUUACACGUCGGGUAACGUGAAAGAGGAUAGAUCGUCUGGAAGGUUUAGUAGUAGUUUUAACGAGGAUUUAAUAAUAAAACCCGUGCCAUCGAAGGUAUCGAUGAACAUGAAAGAUAACAGGAGUCAAGAAAUCGAAGUACAAACGACAAACGCGUUCGUUUUGCAUUCGUGGCAUCCGCACGUGUAUGCGAAACCACCGAAAACUCCGACCCCUCAUUCAAUAUUGGACAUAUUAGGCUCACUGCCGCACAAAUAUUCACCAUCUUCGGCCAUGGUACGACCGGUUUGUGGUAAGGAAGAAAGGUUGCUACCCCCGCCCUCAUCGAACGACGUUACUGAAAAUGUUUUUAUUAAUAAUACGAGUAGUAGUGACGAACCUUUAAAUUUAUGUUUGCCAAAAUCUCGCGACGUGUCACCUUCGAGUUCGAUAAGUUCGCGUACGGUCACGCCACCCAUAACGACCGGACACGUUAUGGAUCAUCAUCAUCAUCAUCAUCAUCAUAAUACUUCGUUAGGUUUGGUCAACGGAAGACCGGAUUUAAUAACUGCUAGUCCUGAAAAAUUAAUUCAUCAAAUCAAAGAUAGUAAGUAG
Messenger RNA from Pediculus humanus corporis (human body louse), 1254 nucleotides. RefSeq lists its product as uncharacterized. The record is from RefSeq and is a predicted model, not a curated record. NCBI's taxonomy places the organism in Eukaryota, Metazoa, Arthropoda, Insecta, Psocodea, Pediculidae. The transcript is spliced from 2 exons. Bases 1 to 1254 code for a protein of 417 amino acids.